UAACAAAUAAUGCCAUUUAAUUUUGAAUAGUGACUGUAUAGAAACAGGUUUUUUUUUUUUUUUUUUUUUUUUUGAGCCAAACAUCUUUUUCCCCUCAAUACAGAUUUUGUGAAGAAUGUUUGUAAGGAAUGUUUUCUUGCAAGCACAGUAAAUAUUUAUCUUUAAUAAUAAAUGUCUAUUCGUCUCAUUGAAUAAUUUGCUUAUAAUCUGUUGAUUCAUUCAAUCUAUAAUGAUUAUUCGUAAUUUUUGGAAUCAAUUAUAGGACAGUCCUGUACAUGUCUUUCAAUUCAUGUUAAAUUAAACCAUGCAAACUUAGGACUCUGACACACCAAAUCAUUUUUCACAUUUAACGUUAAUAUUAAAGAGAGCAGGAAAACAGAAUCAUUAACAUAAUCAAAAUGUAUAGAUUAAUAUAUAGUACUAUAUAAUAAAGCAGUGUUUUUUAAGCACCAUACUACACCAUAGUAGAUAUGCAUAUGUUUUUCUGAGUUACAUAAUGUCCUUUGGUCUAUCAGUAAGUGGUAGACUAUAAUACACAAACACACACACACAAUAAUAAAAUUAAAGGAUAAUUUGUAGGUCAAAAUUAACAGACAUACAGUAUAGCAACAUUUGCGAAAACGAUGAGUCAUUUGAUAAAGUAUGUAUGUUUUUAUUAUUUUGUUAUCUGAAGUGUGGUGGUGAGAUAAAGAGAAUUCAUUAUAUGUUCAUUACAUACAGUAUGUUAAUCUAAAGGGUUCAAAGUGCUGCAUAAUCAUCAUUAUUUGAACAGUACAUUCUGAAUGACUGCCUUAAAACAUUUUGAUAUAUAAUAAUAGACUGUUUUGACUUAUUAUUAAUUAAUUAAAUAUGUAAUCAUAUCAGGGCAUGGCAAUAAAAAUGAACACAUCUAAAUGCAAACAUCACUGUUGAUGUUGUGUUGAAUAAGAAUGUCAAGAGUUUUAUUACUAUGUGAGUGAGUGUGUGCAUGUGAGAUUUGAGUGACAGGGUGGUCUUUUUUGUGAUGUGGGGGGUAAGCGUGACAUUGUCCCCCCUUGCUGUCACGUGCUGUGGAAUAUGCUGGCUGCCUUUGUCAGCCUGUGACUCGUUCUGCUUUUCUGGCAGUUUCAUACAAUGGUGCCCUCAUGCACUAUGAUGUUAUCAAGUCCCUCACAGUACGACUGCUGGAAUUCAGGCCUGCAUGGAAGCAUCCUUACCUGGGACACAUGGAUAGCACAACCUUGAGACACAGCAAGCGCUCAUAGCAAAGAGGACUCAAAGGAGGAGUCAAAUAUCAGGAUGUCUCUCAGAAUAGAGGGGGCCCAGUGUGGUGGUGUUGCUGUGGAGUUUGACAAUGAUAAUGACAGAGAUUCACCUGUGAUCAAAGCCAGGAAUAUACCACGAUCAGCCCUCAUCUACCUCAAGGGCCCAAAGUUCCUCAUCUAUGUGAGCGGAGCGUUAUCUAUGUGGGGUGAUCGCAUGUGGCAUUUCGCCAUCUCUGUCUUCCUGAUUGAGCUGUAUGGGCAUAACCUGCUGUUAACUGGCAUCUUUGGACUGGUGGUGGCUGGAUCGGUGCUCUUACUAGGGGCUUUGAUUGGAGACUGGGUUGACCGCAACCCAAGAAACAAAGUGGCCCAUGGUUCCCUAUUUAUUCAGAAUAUCUCAGUGACUGUCUGCAGCAUCGUGCUUAUGUUGGUAUUCUCAUACAAAAAGCGGAUUGAGGAAAUCUGGGAUGGGUGGUUGACUGUAAUGGUUUGUUAUACGGUGGUGAUCGUCCUGGCAAAUGUGGCGAACCUCGCCAGCACAGCUCUCACCAUUGCCAUCCAGAGGGACUGGAUAGUGGUAAUCACAGGCUACAACCGUGGUCAUCUCGCAGGAAUGAAUGCUACAAUGAGGCGGAUUGAUCAGGUGACCAACAUCCUGGCUCCACUAGCAGUGGGUCAGGUAAUGACCCUGUCCUCUAAUGUGGUUGGCUGUGGCUUCAUCUUAGGAUGGAAUCUGGUGUCCCUCAUUGUAGAGUUCAUCUUCCUCUCCAGAGUCUACCGGAUCGUACCAUCAUUGUCCAUUAAGCCACCAGCUAUGGAACAUCAAAGCUAUUUAGAGAAGAAAAGAGAAAGAAAACGCUCACAAGGCAGGACCUCAGCAUGUCCAGCUGCUGCCAUCUCCGAGGAAACCACCAGCAUGCAUUUACAAGAAAUAAGCCGAACACCAGUGUGCCUUCAUCGGCUGCGUGGGCUCCUCAGCACCUGCCGGGAAGGAUGGAGGGCGUAUUACAGACAGCCUGUUUUCCUAGCCGGCCUGGGCCUGGCCUUCCUUUACACCACAGUGCUGGGCUUUGACUGCAUCACCACCGGCUACGCCUACACCCAGGGUAUUAGCGGCUCGUUGCUCAGCAUACUGAUGGCCGUGUCAGCUGUAGCAGGGCUUUUGGGUACUGUGCUUUUCACAAAGCUGCGGAAAACAUGUGGCCUGGUCAAUACUGGGAUCAUUUCCAGCGGUCUGCACCUAGUUUGCCUGUUGCUUUGUUUGUGCUCCGUGUUUGCCCCCGGUAGCCCAUUGGACCUCACUGUGCUAAAUAUCGGGAAUGUGUCAGAUGUGGGUGGGAUGACCGGAGGUCAUCAAAGGCACGGAUACCCACUGCGUGGAAGCAGCAACCAGCCUCUGCUGCCAGACCGUUCCUCCAUUCACUGGACCAAUAACACUGUGCUGUUUGAGAACAUGCCAGCAGGGACAGGACCCGAAUCUUAUGUCUCCAUCAUCCUGCUGUUCCUUGGAGUUAUUACAGCUCGAGUUGGUCUCUGGUCCUUUGACCUGACAGUGACUCAGCUCUUGCAGGAGACCAUAUGUGAAUCAGAGCGUGGGGUGGUGAAUGGAGUCCAGAGCUCCAUGAACUACCUGAUGGACUUGCUGCACUUCAUCAUGGUCAUCUCUGCACCCCAGCCACAACACUUCGGCAUCCUUGUCAUCAUCUCCAUCCUGUUCAUUUUCACGGGACACACCAUGUACUUCCUGUUUGCCAGAAAAGUCAAGAGGAAACCACAUACAAACACAUAACCCUGACAGCACACGUACAUCACGGAGACGUCUAUUUGACGUCUGCAUUUACAUCUGCAAGACGUAUUUUUUAGAGUGUUUGUUCAUCUGCAA
This is a messenger RNA of Cyprinus carpio (common carp), 3126 nucleotides long. RefSeq names its product solute carrier family 40 member 1-like. Bases 1279 to 3033 code for a protein of 584 amino acids. The record is from RefSeq and is a predicted model, not a curated record. Gene Ontology annotation, cellular component: membrane. Gene Ontology annotation, molecular function: iron ion transmembrane transporter activity. Gene Ontology annotation, biological process: iron ion transmembrane transport. NCBI's taxonomy places the organism in Eukaryota, Metazoa, Chordata, Actinopteri, Cypriniformes, Cyprinidae. The transcript is spliced from 9 exons.